AUGUCAAAAAAUUCAACUCCAAAGAUGCAGAUCAAAAAGUUUGUUCAGAAACUUGAACUCAAUAAACUUGAAUAUUACGAGCCAUUGAAAGUAGAGGAUAUAAAGAAAUUUUAUGAAUUUGUUGGACCCGAUUUCGAGUGGCCUUCUACAAGUCGUAUCAGUGAGCGCCGUGCUAUAUAUGAUUACAUUAAUAAUCCUGUUAGUGGUUAUGGACAUAAGUUAUCUGGAGAGGAAUAUCUUGAACUCGAAAAGAAAAAUCCUGGUAUGUUGUAUGCUCCUAUCAAACAAAUGACAGUUGUCAUCAGAUUCUCUUCGACCGCAAGUGUGACAUUGAAGGAAUGGCAGGUGCAUAUGCGAAUUCGAAGAAAGAGUGAUUCUAAUAAUGAAGUUGCAACAAUGGCCAAUGUUGAUCGGGACACGAAUAAUCGAAACUUUCGGCUUUUAAUUGAUUCAGGAUCAACAAUGACCAUUAUACCACACUUCAUAAGAGAGAGGAUGAAUAACGAUUAUGGUUGGAGUAAAUUCCCAAUCCGUUCCAGUGGUUAUGGGGAAAAUGUGGAAAUUUAUAAGGCUAAUUCCGUGGGAAGUCUCAUUAGGUGA
Funneliformis caledonium is the source of this 600-nucleotide messenger RNA. NCBI's taxonomy places the organism in Eukaryota, Fungi, Glomeromycota, Glomeromycetes, Glomerales, Glomeraceae. The record is from the annotation of a GenBank genome assembly.